GGUUGGGCAGGUGUAUCGGAAGUGUUCACUAUCACUUUUAACUUCUCUUACCUGCACCAGGUGUGGCUACAUAAAAGUCAACUUAAACUUCGAGAAGUCCCCGAGCCUGGCGAAUAAAGUCCGUUUUUGAUAAAAUGAAUAACCCUAUUCCUGCUAACCUAAAGUCUGAGGCCAAGAAGGCCGGCAAGAUCCUUAGAGAGUUCACGGAAAUAUCCAACAGAAUGGGACCUGACAAACUUAUUCCAGCUCAUGUCAUUGCCAAGGCUCAGGGACUGGCCAUCUUGUCAGUCUUCAAAGCAGGUUUCAUGAUCACUGCGAGGGGCGGCAGUGGGAUAGUGAUCGCAAGACUCGCUGAUGGAAGAUGGUCUGCUCCUUCAGCAAUAGGCAUCGCUGGACUCGGUGGAGGAUUUGAAAUUGGUCUGGAGUCAUCAGAUUUUGUCAUCAUCUUGAAUCAGAGGAGAGCUGUGGAUGCUUUUAGUAAAGGAGGGAAUCUUACACUUGGAGGAAACUGCACUGUGGCUGUUGGGCCUCUUGGCAGGAAUUUGGAGGCAGAUGUGGCGUUUCGCAGUACAGCGGCUGUCUACUCGUACUGCAAAUCUCGUGGCCUUUACGCUGGAGUGUCUCUCGUCGGUUCUUACCUCAUUGAGCGCAAAGAAACCAACCGAAAGUUCUAUGGCCAAGACAUUCGUGCUUCUGCUAUUCUCAAUGGAGAUGUGGAACCCCCACCUGAAGCAUUUGAUUUGUACACCAUUUUGCAGGACUACACAGAGAAGUACACCACCGACUGGCAGAACAAACACAUGCAAGCUUCAAGCAAGAUGAGUUCAGCACCAUCUAGACCAAGGCCUCCCACACAGAGAGCUGCCUCCUCUUACACACCCAGGACUCAAGCUCCUGCAUUUGUGAAGCCAGUUCUUUAUCCGAGCUUAGACAGCUGGGAUGAUGAAAGCUCAGGUCAAGCAUCAGGCGGCGCUCUAGUGGUCACAGCUGUGCAUCCGUUCAGCGGCCAGCAGCCCGGGGAUCUGAGCUUUGCUGCCGGAGACCGCAUCACUGUUAUCACCAAAACGGAGUCCCAGUACGACUGGUGGGAGGGAGAACUACGAGGGAAGGUUGGGAUCUUCCCUGCCAAUUUUGUGUCCUAUAGCUGAAGUACUUCAGAUGCCCAAGUAAAGCUCAAAUGGAUGACAAAUGAUGUCUGGCAUUGGCGGGGCCUUUUCUUUUGCACAGUUUGAAAUGAAGUUUAUGAAGGUUGUGUAUAUUUUUAGGAGCUCUAGAUGUCAGUGUUCCUCUCACGGGUUGUAUGAAGGAUAACGGGUGUUUUUUAAUGUUCCUGCCAUAGGUGAAUUAUUAUUUAAUUUCUUCCCCCAUUUUUUUGUUCCGUUUGAUUAAUGGUAUGUGGGUUGACUAGUAAAACGUUCCUUUUUUUUAGAUUUAUAUUUUUAAUCAUGUUAUAGUCUAAGAUUGCAUUGGAAUACAAUUAUGCUG
This is a messenger RNA of Rhinichthys klamathensis goyatoka, 1485 nucleotides long. It is a transcript of the gene sh3yl1, whose product is annotated as SH3 and SYLF domain containing 1. Gene Ontology annotation, cellular component: ruffle membrane. The record is from RefSeq and is a predicted model, not a curated record. Lineage: Eukaryota; Metazoa; Chordata; Actinopteri; Cypriniformes; Leuciscidae. The transcript is spliced from 10 exons. Gene Ontology annotation, molecular function: phosphatidylinositol binding; protein binding. Bases 135 to 1148 code for a protein of 337 amino acids.